Messenger RNA from Necator americanus (New World hookworm), 456 nucleotides. RefSeq lists its product as uncharacterized. Bases 1 to 456 code for a protein of 151 amino acids. The record is from RefSeq and is a predicted model, not a curated record. Lineage: Eukaryota; Metazoa; Nematoda; Chromadorea; Rhabditida; Ancylostomatidae. The transcript has a single exon.
AUGUGUUUAGUUGUGGAUGAAGAACUUUAUGGACAACGCGCGCGAGGCGAAUGGCUUCUCGUUAUGGAACUCGUUCCAGCAACUUCAGCAGCAGCAGCAGCAGCUGACUGUUCUUUCUGUGGUCGUUCGUCGUUCAGUUGCGCCAAGUUACCGCGUCGGGGACGAGAUUUGUCCAUUGUACGCGAUCAUUCCUCUUCUUUUUCACAUCUCAAGCUCCGUAAAGGUUUCUGUCAGCUCCUCAUCCGAUGCGAUGAGUUCAGAGAGACAGAGAGCACUGUACCCUGGGAGCUACUGCUGCUCCUCGUUGAUAUUCCGGCGAUAUCGAUUUAUCACAUAACCAUUAACCGAUGGCUGAUGAUCAGAUGUCCGGACAGGUUACGCUGCGCUCUCUCGAGCCGACAAACUGCCUACGUCGACGACGACGACGACGUUGACCUGCUUUGGAGGACAGAUUAG